This is a messenger RNA of Acanthisitta chloris (rifleman), 853 nucleotides long. It is a transcript of the gene SMARCD2, whose product is annotated as SWI/SNF related, matrix associated, actin dependent regulator of chromatin, subfamily d, member 2. The annotation marks the transcript as partial. Lineage: Eukaryota; Metazoa; Chordata; Aves; Passeriformes; Acanthisittidae. The record is from RefSeq and is a predicted model, not a curated record. Gene Ontology annotation, biological process: regulation of transcription by RNA polymerase II. Gene Ontology annotation, cellular component: SWI/SNF complex; nucleus. The transcript has 9 exons.
AAGCAAGCAGAAGAGGAAGUUUUCCUCCUUCUUCAAGAGCCUUGUCAUCGAGCUGGACAAGGAGCUGUACGGGCCAGACAACCACCUGGUGGAGUGGCACAGGAUGCCCACGACACAGGAGACCGACGGCUUCCAGGUGAAGCGUCCUGGGGAUGUCAACGUGAAGUGCACUCUGCUGCUCAUGCUGGAUCACCAGCCUCCCCAGUACAAACUGGACCCGCGGCUGGCUCGGCUGCUGGGGGUGCACACCCAGACCCGUGCCAGCAUCAUGCAGGCUCUGUGGCUCUACAUCAAACACAACAAGCUGCAGGACAGCCACGAGAAGGAGUACAUCAACUGCAACCGCUACUUCCGCCAGAUCUUCAACUGUGUGCGCAUGCGUUUCUCCGAGAUCCCCAUGAAGCUGGCAGGGCUCCUGCAGCACCCAGACCCCAUCAUCAUCAACCACACCAUCAGUGUGGACCCCAACGACCAGAAGAAGACAGCCUGCUAUGACAUCGAUGUGGAGGUGGAUGAUCCCCUGAAAGCUCAGAUGAGCAACUUCCUGGCUUCCACCACCAACCAGCAGGAAAUUGCCUCCCUGGAUGCCAAGAUUCACGAGACCAUAGAAUCUAUCAACCAGCUGAAGACACAGAGGGAUUUCAUGCUGAGCUUCAGCAACAACCCACAGGAUUUCAUCCAGGAAUGGAUCAAAUCCCAGAGGAGGGACCUCAAGAUCAUCACGGAUGUGAUCGGGAACCCCGAGGAGGAGCGGCGAGCGGAGUUCUACCAGCAGCCCUGGGCACAGGAGGCUGUGGGCAGACACAUCUUUGCCAAGGUCCAGCAGCGCCGGCAGGAACUGGAACAAAAUUAG